GUCAGAAGGUGGUUGGUUCGACGCGCUCCAACUCGCGAGAGAAUACCACCGUGUCGCUACCAUCAGCGCUGAUGCUCACACCUGGGCACCAACCAUUAUCUGCAAAGGGCAACGACUUCAGGCCGAUUGGUUUGUAGGGCGAAACGGCCCGGAGGGUGCGAGGUACACCUGUACGGAUUCUCCGUUCAUGCAGGGAGACGUAUUCAUCGCCUACUUGAAGGAUUUCCACAAGCAGCUCGGCGACCGAGGGUUGCUCGACGGAAACCCCACAUACUCUUGCUCGAUGGAUAUGCAUCACACGUGAGCGUGGAGGUAAUCAGGCUGGCCAUGAAUCUCAAAAUCAUCUUGUUCCAGCUACCCUCCCACACGUCGCACAUCACCCAGCCCUUGGAUGUCGUCGCCUUCGGACGCUUGAAGAAAUCGGUGACCAGAGUUUUGGCGUCCUUCUACCCCAACUCCGGCGGGCUGGCCAUGAAUCUCAAAAUCAUCUUGUUCCAGCUACCCUCCCACACGUCGCACAUCACCCAGCCCUUGGAUGUCGUCGCCUUCGGACGCUUGAAGAAAUCGGUGACCAGAGUUUUGGCGUCCUUCUACCCCAACUCCGGCGGGUUGUUGCCGCUGAAACGCGACAUGCCCGGCGUGAUCGCGGAUGCUUGGAAAUUGAGCUUCACACCGGAGGUAAAUAAAUGAUCAUUCGCUGGGGCGGGCUUGUGGCCUGUGAACAAGGAGCGGGCGCUGGGCCGGCUGAAGGGCACAGCGAAGAAGAAAGAGCGGCGAGACGAGCGCCCACCCCUACAGGAUGUCCCCAUCGCCGCCCUCAACGAGCAGCUGGAAAAAGACAUCGGAGAAAGGGCCCUCAGGGUGCUGAGGGGGCAAGGGCACACCGUCACGGGAAUCCGAGUAGGCACGGUAUUACUCGGUAGCCUCUUGACUCAAGGAAGCGCGCGAAGAAGAUGGCGACCUCGCGGGGCUCGCUUGGCCUUCCCGACGGAGGCAACAUUACCGCGCCUGAGUUCCUGGAUGCUGUUGCCGAAAAAGAACGCGCAGACAAGGCGGAGAUCGACGCGAAGGCUUCGAGGGCGAAAGUCCGCGAAGCGAAGAGGGCAGAAAAAGCGGUCGCGGAGCUAUUGCGGCAGGCGCGCAUGG
Ectocarpus sp. CCAP 1310/34 is the source of this 1146-nucleotide messenger RNA. The record is from the annotation of a GenBank genome assembly. Lineage: Eukaryota; Phaeophyceae; Ectocarpales; Ectocarpaceae.